AUGAGCUCAGCGGCAGUGAAGAUUGCCGUCGUCGGCGUCGGCCUCAUCAGCCCCAGGCACGUGCAGACGGUGGUCGACAGCCCGGACGCCCAGAUUGUCGCCAUAGUCGACCCGGCGCCGGCUGGUGCGACGCUGGCGGAGAAGCACGGCGUCUCGCAUCAUCCGUCUGUGGCGGCCCUCGUCGACUCGGCCGACCGACCUGACGCGGCCAUCAUCUGCAGGCCCAACCACACCCACGCACCGUUGGCGAGGGAGCUGUCCUCGGCGGGCGUCCGUGUGCUCAUAGAGAAGCCCUUCAGCACUGACGUGCCCGGCGGCGAGAGGCUGAUCGAGCAUCUCGGGAAGACGGGGGUACGAGCCCUGGUCGGCCAUCACCGCCGUUUCAACCCGUGCAUCGUGGCCACCAAGGACGUCAUCGAUUCGGGGAGGCUGGGUCAUGUCGUGGCCGUCAACGGCAUCUGGGCCCUCCAGAAGCCCCCCCCCCCCGAGUACUUUGACGGCCCUGGCGAGUGGCGCCGUGAGUCGGCGGGAGGCGUCGUCCUCAUCAACAUGAUCCACGAGAUCGACCUGCUGCAUCACCUUUUGGGCCCCAUCACGAGGGUCCAUGCGGAGAAGACGGCCUCGCGCCGCGGCUUCCCGGCCAAGGAGGGUGCCGCUCUCACCCUGCGAUUCCGAUCUGGCGCCGUCGGCACCUUCAUCCUCUCGGACAACAUGCCCUCGCCGCAUAACUUUGAGUCGGGGACGGGCGAGAACCCCCUCGUCCCGCGCACAGGUCAGGACUUCUACCGCAUCUUCGGCACACAGGCUUCGCUUAGCGCGCCCGACAUGUCUGUCUGGUCUUACGCCGACGCCGCAGAGGCCUGGGGAUCGGACAUGGUGCGAGGGACGGCCGAGGUGGAACCCGCCACGCCAUUCGAUCUGCAGCUCCGCGCACUUCUGCAGGGUCGUCGGCGGUCAUGA
Molecule: messenger RNA, 960 nt
Organism: Geosmithia morbida
Lineage: Eukaryota; Fungi; Ascomycota; Sordariomycetes; Hypocreales; Bionectriaceae
Product: Oxidoreductase family, C-terminal alpha/beta domain
Exons: 1
Coding region: 1-960 (319 amino acids)
Molecular function (GO): nucleotide binding
Source: RefSeq, a predicted model, not a curated record